This is a messenger RNA of Closterium sp. Yama58-4, 1359 nucleotides long. NCBI's taxonomy places the organism in Eukaryota, Viridiplantae, Streptophyta, Zygnematophyceae, Desmidiales, Closteriaceae. The record is from the annotation of a GenBank genome assembly.
AUGACCCUCGAGCAGCUCUACGGUCACCAGCAAGCCCGCGCAGUUUUUCCGAACCUGAGCUUUGGCCAGCACUGCCAGCCACAGCUGCAGAAGCAGCAGCAGCAGCAGCAUGACGAGGAGGAGGAGGCGGUUCGCCAUAUUCAGCAACACUUGGACGUUCACCCAGCGAGGAGUCACGGGCAUGAACACCAUGUGCCCUUGCAGCAGGAGACUCACGACCUCCAGAGCAUACCGGUUGAGUGGCAUCAGAAGCGGCCAGGCAGCCUCCUGUGGCAUCACGGUGCUGCAGCAAAGAAGCGAUUCUGCAGGUGGACAGGAGAGCACCAGGAAUACGUACUUGCAGCUGCUGGGAAUCCGCCCAAUCCCUCCGCACUGGGAGGUACAGCAGGUGGUGGUGGGAGUGGCGGACUUGAAGCCCCUAUGUCUGCCGGUCACACCAUGCUGCAGGCUGCUGUCUUCCCUGGCUGCAGCAGCCCUGAGGUGUGCACAGAUGAGACCCUUGUACGGAACAGCGUGGUGACCUUGGAAUCGACUCGAAAGUCACCUAAUUGCUUGAGCCCUGUGGCGUGCACGGGCGAGACUCCUGCCAACCAGCCGGCAGAGGCUUGUCGUGAUGGUGUGUCUGGUGGUGACUCGGUUUGCAAGGACUGUGCCGACUUCUCAACCGUCUCUCCGGCUGUCUCGCCUAAAGUUUCGCCUUCGGUUUUGCCUGUCGUCUCUCCUGCCGUCGCACCUGCCCUCUUUCCAGCCGUCCCACCUGCUACCUCGCCUGCUGUCUCGCCUGCUGUCUUCCCUGCCCUCAUCCCGGCCCUGGACCCUUCUCUCUUCCCUCUCUUCUUCACACAGCCCGCACAAGCCUACCAUGUUCCAUCCUUCGCCAAUAUUCUGAAUUCCAACUCGCCUGCUCGUCAACUCCACCGCCAGGUUGUCUCCGCCCCUGCCGCCUCUGCUGUCUGCGGCCCCAGCAACAGGCACAACAGCGGGCAGGACUCACAAUUUAUUACGACAGGCAAGAAGAAACUGCGUUUGGAAGCCCCAGAGCAGAAGCAGCAGGAGCUGCAAAGUGAUGCUGAAGGAGCUAGUUGCUCCUUGUCUCGAUCCACCGAGACCUGUGUGCUGCAAAUGAAGAGCCCUUCCGAGAGCUCUCACACACGGGAGGAUGUUCUCAUACCACCACCAGGCUUUCCUGGUGCACAAGGGGGGUCUGUUGCAGGCCGACGAGCUUGCUCUAUGUCGGGGAAUUGCUCUAAGGCACAAGGCAUCCUCCCAUUGCGAGGAAACAUGCCAGGCCAUGACACGACUGGGAUUUGUCAAUGUGCUGAUGAUGAUGAGGGACUACAGGAUACUGCGUCCUCGUGA